Polyodon spathula (Mississippi paddlefish) is the source of this 480-nucleotide messenger RNA. RefSeq names its product BLOC-1-related complex subunit 8. Gene Ontology annotation, cellular component: BORC complex. NCBI's taxonomy places the organism in Eukaryota, Metazoa, Chordata, Actinopteri, Acipenseriformes, Polyodontidae. The record is from RefSeq and is a predicted model, not a curated record. The transcript is spliced from 5 exons. Bases 48 to 440 code for a protein of 130 amino acids.
UGUCAACCGAAUAGGAGCAGCGAAUUUUAAACUUCAUAAUUGAAACAAUGGACGACCAGGAAAUGCAACUUAAAGUGAAACGAGUAACGGAUAAAUUCACAGAGAGUAUGUACGUCCUGGCGAAUGAGCCGUCGGUAGCUCUCUAUAGAUUACAAGAGCACGUCAGGAGGUCUCUGCCCGAACUCGUCCAGCACAAGACAGAUAUGCAGAGCUGGGAGGAGCAGAGCCAGGGUGCCAUCUACUCUGUGGAAUAUGCUUGCAGUGCUGUGAAAAGCAUGACCAACAGCAGCUUGUACUUCAAGAGCAUUGAAGCUCUGCUCCGGCAGACCAUCCACCUCAAGGACCAGAUGAGCGCUUCUCAGGGACGCAGUGACGUGAGUGUUAGUUCCAGUGCCAUUGCUAGCCAGCCCAUUCCACCACCUCCACCCCCCUCCUCCUGAUUACUGACAGGACCCUAACAUGCCCUCUGCCUUUGCUCAG